Messenger RNA from Quercus lobata, 658 nucleotides. RefSeq lists its product as uncharacterized. Gene Ontology annotation, biological process: proteasome assembly. Lineage: Eukaryota; Viridiplantae; Streptophyta; Magnoliopsida; Fagales; Fagaceae. The transcript is spliced from 4 exons. The record is from RefSeq and is a predicted model, not a curated record. The annotation marks the transcript as partial.
UAUGUAUGGAUCGGUUGUGACUCUGCCAAAUUGGGACGCAUUUAUGCAGCUGCACCUACACGACCUAAGGAUAUGAUUAGUGUUACUUCCAUACUUGGAGGAGCUUCUGAUAAUACAGGAUCUGGCAUUGCUCGACGAUUAGUGCUGAAGACUGGUCUCAAUAUAAUUUUGGCUUGCAACAUUCCUAAGAAUAGUCCCAUGCUUGAGGCAGAGGCUGAGAAGAUGUUGGUACAAAAGCUAAUACAGCUGGGUUACACGAGAGCAAAAGCAGAAGGAUCAUCCUCAUAGCAGGGUGCCUGGCAAACCUUGCUAUAAAAUGAAACAUGCAUUGGAUACAGUAGUCCAGUUGGCCCUGUUAGGCACGCUAUUCCAAAAGGCAGGAGUAAUAGGGUCCAACCGAAGAGGGUGUUAUUUCUUUCAAUUUUUUAUCUUUUGAUUCUUCUUUAUUACAUUAAAUGCAGUGUAAAAUUUAUAGGAGCUAGAUGUUCUGUGGGGGCAUUGAUGCAAUCCCUUGCCAACGACAACAAAAAGAAUGUCAUUGACUAUUCAAGUUCAAUAUAAUCUCUAUCAUGGCAGGGAAGGAUGAUUUAGGGAACUUGUUGAACAGCCAAUCCUUGAAGCAUCUCGAUCCUUCUAGGUGCGUUUAUUUCUGCAGCUU